ACGUAAUAGUAAACGAGGACUACUUUAUAGAUUUGGAAGACGCCUACCAAAAACUAGAACGCGCAGAACUCGACCCGUGCUGGUUUAAAAUCAAAGAAUCCCGCUACAUUUACUUCUUCUAUUUGGAUCCCGACUCAAAACCUUCCCUAAAAUUCGCAGUGCAUUUCGCAGACGACUUAACACUAUCCUUUAAGCUGGACGACAUGUUCGUUGGCGAACUUCAGUGUCGAAACCAGACGAAAAUACAGUUCCCGGUCAAGGUGCAAGAUUUAAAAACGUUUUCUGUCAUUUUUAAAGAGAUUGAGUUCUAUUUGAAAAACGUGGCGCAAUUUAAAAACGUGACAAACGGAAAUUCUGACAGUACGUCUAAUCAGACGAAAUUUCAAGAGCGCCACGUGAAAAUUACGGACAACGUUUGCAAGUCCUGCUUGAAGGACGUUGAGGUGUACGUGAGAUGCGUCAAAUGUCAGAACGAGUUUCACCCGGGUUGUCUGGCCGUUAAAGGGUUGGAUGAUUGCGAUAAGUGUAGGGAAACCUUUAGUAGGCUCAGCGAACAACGCGCUAGUAAUCACGAUGACACUAACGAGAUGGCUGAUAGCGAGUACCUGGUUAGUAAAGUAGAGGAGGAGGAUAAUCUCUUUGAAGAGAACUAUAAUUUGUUGGAAGAAAAAAUAAAUAGUCUGACAUUCAGUUCAGUGAAAUGAAUUAGGAUGUUUGUUUCUAAAUAGAUAAGGUUUUUCUUAUGAAGUUGGAUCAGCGUAUUGCCUAAAUAUUGUGGUGUCGUUUUUAUUGAGCAACAAGGUACCUAAUUUUUUAAGUUUAAAAUGUUAUUGUUGUUUACUAUAUUUUCUUAGUGAAAGUGCUGUGAAUGCACACAAAAAUUAUUUUGGGACACACUUUAAAUCGUACCUAAUAUGGAUUUUAUUGUGUAUUUUUCUAUAAGAAAAAGGAUUCAUGGAGUUCUAUUUAUUAUUAAAGUUAUUUUAUGUUACUGUGAUAACAAGAAUAUACAGGGUGAGUCUUAAAAAAAGUGCAAAUAUUUUAGGAGUAGUAUAUUUCGACCC
Molecule: messenger RNA, 1064 nt
Organism: Sitophilus oryzae (rice weevil)
Lineage: Eukaryota; Metazoa; Arthropoda; Insecta; Coleoptera; Curculionidae
Exons: 3
Coding region: 204-704 (166 amino acids)
Source: RefSeq, a predicted model, not a curated record